Messenger RNA from Cynara cardunculus var. scolymus (artichoke), 1279 nucleotides. RefSeq names its product endoribonuclease Dicer homolog 2-like. Gene Ontology annotation, cellular component: cytoplasm. The transcript is spliced from 6 exons. The record is from RefSeq and is a predicted model, not a curated record. Gene Ontology annotation, molecular function: ATP binding; nucleic acid binding. Lineage: Eukaryota; Viridiplantae; Streptophyta; Magnoliopsida; Asterales; Asteraceae. Bases 248 to 919 code for a protein of 223 amino acids.
GUUCUUAGAGAGAUAGAGAGAGAAUCAGCAGUCCCUGUAUUCAAAUUUCGAAUCGUUUUGCAGAUAUAAUUGCCAUAGAAUUAUUCUGGUUGAAUGCUAUUCGACUAAAACCCACUGGAAUUCCUCUCUCUCUAAACCCCUGAUUGUAUUCUGCUUUAAUUGUUGGUUCGUUCCUUUUCAUAUUCCACUGGGUUUUUCAUCGUUUUGUUUGGUUUUUGUCGAAGAUAACGAAGACCGAUAGGAGAAAAUGGCGAGCAAUGGAAAUGGAAACAAUGACGAACAAACUGCUGAUCAUUUAUCAUUUGCGAGAUGCUAUCAGAUCGAAGCAUUAGAGCAAGCUAUGAAGCAGAACACGAUAGUGUUCUUGGAGACUGGAUCAGGAAAAACAUUGAUUGCCAUUAUGCUUCUACGUCGCUAUGCACAUCUUUUCCGAAAACCGAAACCUUUUAUUUCUGUUUUUUUGGUACCCACUGUGGUAUUAGUCAAACAGCAAGCUGAGGCUGUUAGAAAGCACUUGGAUCUUAAAGUUGAAGAAUAUUGUGGAGAGAUAGGGGUAGAUUACUGGAAUGCUGCUAAUUGGAAGAAGCAGCAAGAUGAAAAUGAGCUACUCGUUAUGACUCCCGCCAUUUUGCUUGAUGCGUUGAGGCAUAAAUUUCUAAGCUUGGAUAUCAUCAAGGUGCUGAUAUUUGAUGAAUGUCAUAACGCGAAGAAAAGACACCCAUAUGCACUAAUUAUGACGGAGUUCUAUCAUCGUGAGUUACAUCUUGGUGGUUCUCAGCUUCCCAGAAUACUUGGGAUGACAGCUUCACCCGUGAAAGCAAAAGUGUCAAACUCAAGUUCGGAUUAUUGGAAGCAGAUCGACAAACUUGAAACUCUGAUGAAUUCAAAGGUUCUCAAUUAUGCGUUUCUUUGUUAUUAAUUUUUCAAAUUAUAUCGUUUUCUUUAGCUAUGCAAAAUUAGGAUCUAUGCCUCUUUGUUUUGACCAUUUAAUGGUAUUAUAUAUUUUAAUUUGCUGUGCCAAUUUAUACGGCAUGAGGAGAAAUGUAGAUAGGGUUGUUGGUCUGUUUACUUUUGAUGUGAGUAGAAAUAAAGGUAUGAAAAAUGGAGGAAAAUGAGGUAAACAUGGAAAAACUUGUAUUUUUGGUUGUCCAAAUCAUACUUGUAUACUUUGUAAACAGAACUCUCUCUGGGUCUGUUUGGUAGCAACUUAAUGAUCUUAAUGGAACUCAUAGCUUAUUUGGUCAGCUAUACAUUACUGUUUGGUAGUGGCUUAAUGAUA